AUCGCACGAGAUAGAAUCCAUAAAAGGUCCAAGAGUGGAGCUCGACGUGAGCGCAACAGAAAGAAGAGGAAGUUCGAAAUGGGGCGUCCGGCUGCGAUGACAAAGUUGGGCCCGAAGCGUGUCCAUACUGUCCGUGUUCGUGGAGGAAAUUUCAAAUUCAGAGCUAUGCGCUUAGAUCAAGGGAACUUCAGCUGGCCAUCACAAGCAAUCUCCCGGAAAACUCGCAUCAUUGAUGUUGUUUAUAAUGCCUCUAAUAAUGAAUUAGUUCGCACAAAAACCUUGGUUAAGAAUGCCAUUGUCCAGAUUGAUAGUGCACCUUUUCGCCAGUGGUUUGAAGCUCACUACCUCAAAGAACUUGGCCGUCGGAAAGCCCCAACCGGCAAGGCUUCUCAGGCUGCCACAGCCGAAAGUGCAGAAGAGGACGUUUUGCAGAAACAACGCAGCAAAUCUGCAAUGAAAAAGUACGAGGCGCGACAAGCCCUUCCCCAAGCCAAUGUCGAAGAAGCGCUGAAAGAUCAGUUUAUUUCCGGAAGGCUACUAGCUUGCAUAUCCUCGAGGCCGGGACAAGUCGGUCGAGCAGAUGGAUACAUUCUCGAGGGCAAGGAGUUGGAGUUCUAUUCAAAGAAACUGAAGGCAAAGAAAUCUAAGUGA
Molecule: messenger RNA, 651 nt
Organism: Opisthorchis viverrini
Lineage: Eukaryota; Metazoa; Platyhelminthes; Trematoda; Opisthorchiida; Opisthorchiidae
Exons: 2
Coding region: 79-651 (190 amino acids)
Biological process (GO): translation; maturation of SSU-rRNA from tricistronic rRNA transcript (SSU-rRNA, 5.8S rRNA, LSU-rRNA)
Cellular component (GO): cytosolic small ribosomal subunit; ribosome
Molecular function (GO): structural constituent of ribosome
Source: RefSeq, a predicted model, not a curated record